AUGGCUGAAAUAGUGAUGCGAGAAACGCUCGAUGAUUUUAUGGGUGGUAUUCAAAUUGGUGGUCAAGAAAUAACAAAUCUCCGUUAUGCAGAUGACAUUGUCCUCAUAGCACAAUCUGUGAACAAACUUCAAGAACUAGUAACUAGGUUAGACAAUGUACAAUGCCAGGAAGACGAGCACGUGGAAGACCGAGAAUGGUAUGGAUGGACAACAUCAAAGUAUGGACCGGACUAUCAAUGGCAGAAACGUUGUUGCUGGUGGAAGACAGGAAACAAUGGCGAAGAAUUGUUCACAAUGCGACCAACCUUCGGAACGAAGAUGGUUAAAGAAGAAGAAGAAGAAGAAGAAGACAGGUUGGGCUAG
Messenger RNA from Rotaria sp. Silwood2, 363 nucleotides. The record is from the annotation of a GenBank genome assembly. NCBI's taxonomy places the organism in Eukaryota, Metazoa, Rotifera, Eurotatoria, Philodinida, Philodinidae.